Molecule: messenger RNA, 774 nt
Organism: Penicillium paradoxum
Lineage: Eukaryota; Fungi; Ascomycota; Eurotiomycetes; Eurotiales; Aspergillaceae
Exons: 2
Coding region: 1-774 (257 amino acids)
Source: RefSeq, a predicted model, not a curated record
AUGACUGAGUCCUCAUUCCCUUUCCACAUUGCCUCAUGGCCUAUGGAGAACCUCGAUUUUCAUAUGGGACCAAGCGACGAACUCGGUCCAUACCCAUUCAUCGCCAGCGACUUUCCCUUGACCACCGACGAGGGACUGGAUCCUUUCUGGACAGCAGAGCAGCUGAAUUGGGUGAAUACAUACCCGACCAAGGCAGCCGCAACACAGCCAUACCCCCAGUCAUGGUAUGAUUUCGGUCUACCAAUCAACCCCCUUGCAAAACGCCGAAACCCCCCGAUUCGUGGCCACACAGAUUUCAAACUCGCGAGUCAAAGAGCCCUGUUUAUGACCCCUUCUCCGAACGCCCUUCCCUUCCCGGGAUCACCUAUUUCAGAUCCCUAUGCUUCCCCAGAACCAAGUCAUGCUUCCUCCAUAGGCUGGCCCGGGGAAGAGCGUGAUGAUGCACAGUAUACGCCUUUCCAUUCUGAACCGUCAAAAACAAAUAUUCAACCACAAGCCCGGAAUAACGGCAUAAAUUCCCCACACCGCGAAUGUUCAACAACCAACGAGGAGUGUUUCACACCACUCGAGAUGCCGGAUGGCAGUACUCGCCUGACAACAAAUUGGCUACCCGUCGACUGUGACGCGGGGUUUACAAUUGGUUCUCCUAUCGCCCACGAACAAGAUGUCGCGGCGUUUCGUUCUGCCAUGAUGAUUGAUCAGAAUUCUACAUUGAAAGAUAUGCAGCACGCGUUCUUCCCAUCCGAUCCGGCGGCUUGGUCUUAUGAUCGAUGA